Molecule: messenger RNA, 1289 nt
Organism: Williopsis jadinii
Lineage: Eukaryota; Fungi; Ascomycota; Saccharomycetes; Phaffomycetales; Wickerhamomycetaceae
Gene: COQ4
Product: ubiquinone biosynthesis protein COQ4
Exons: 1
Coding region: 377-1195 (272 amino acids)
Biological process (GO): ubiquinone biosynthetic process
Cellular component (GO): mitochondrial inner membrane; mitochondrion
Source: RefSeq, a predicted model, not a curated record
CUGUUCUCGAAGAGGUCAAUGCUAACUUGAUUGGCUGGGUGCUUGAAGUGAUCAUCUCAAGACAUCGUGUCAAGGUCUCUAUCACUUGAGGCAAUUCAGGCUUUAUCACCGAGUCAACAAGCCACGUUUGAUCGCUCGCAGCAUUCAGAAGUUCCAAUUCCACAUAUUUCUCUGGUGGUAUAGCUGGAUAGAGAGAAGCAGACAUCUCUUAUCGUAUACGUUCCGGUAUGGUGGUGUGAUUUGUACGAGCCUUCGAGUCUGGACGUAUUUGCUUUUCACGAAAUUACACUCUACCCCGGGGUUCAAUAUUGGAAGCAAUAGGCACCAACAUUGAGGCACGAAGCACGGAGGAAGAAGAGGCUAAGAACCAAGCAGAAUGCUCUCACCAUUUAGAUCGCAACGUCGAGGACUUAUCCUUCCAUCUUUGGCGUUUUUGUCACAGUCGAAAUGGUUCAAGACCAUCAGAGAGGUUGAUCAGUUCCAAGAUCCUACUUAUGACCCAGAAACGUCGGCUUCUGAGCAGACAACCACUAAGGUGACGUUUCCAGAGAGGACUCCUGAUGGUAGAAUUCUCAUCUCAGACAGUGAAAGGUCACUGAUGUUUAUAAUCUCUGGAAUUCAAGCUCUGUUGCACCAUGAGAAUGGUGCAAACAUCAACAACUUUGGAGAGGUUUCUGCCUUUGAAUGUGUUUUGAGGUCUCUGAGGGAUCAGAUGCUUUCCACCAGAGAAGGCCGUCGUAUACUACGUGAAAGACCCCAGCUGACGUCGAAGGAACUGGAUGUCAAUUGGUUGAAAUCGCUUCCUCCAAAUACUUUGGGCGCACAAUACGCCAAAUUCACUGCUGAUAAUGACGACAGAGCUCCUGUUAGAUUUAUCCAGGACGAGGAGCUGAGCUACGUUUUCUUGAGAUAUCGUCAAAUGCAUGACAUUGUUCAUAUCCUGACGGGUUGUAAAGUUGACCUUGCUGGAGAGCUGCCGGUUAAGGCGUUCGAAUUUGGCAAUACAGGGUUACCAAUGACAGGGCUGGCGUGCUUUGCGUACUUCAAACUGAGCUCUAAGAGAAAGGCCAAGGUCAAUAUGAUUGACAGCUUCUUAAAUGGACUAAGUGCCACUUCUUUGAUAACUGUACCUUGGGAAAGAGUCAUGGAUAAAGACGUUGAUGAGUUGAGGGCUCAGUACGGAAUUCAUCAAUGAAACGAUCGUCUUUUUAGGUCAGUCGAUCUCGCUGAAUGUGAAGAUAUGUAUUUAUGUGACUUUCUAACAAGGUGAUGUGACUACUUCACCGUAG